AUGGCGAACGUGGACGAUAUGUUCAGUGUGUUCGAUGAGGAGAACUCUGACGACGACGGAUCGGGAGUGCCGAUUGUUUUGGACACGGAACAAGAGCCCGACGGAGGUGGCGGCGGCGGCGGUGACGAUGUUGUAGCCGUCGAAGACGACACCAAUCGAGAAACCGCAGGUAUCAAACGUGAAUUUCAGGAUGCAGAUCCUCUGGAUGAAGACGGUGUGGCGGCUGCGAAAAAGGUGAAGGUAGAGUCCCUGCUGGAUGACAUAAAUUUGGACAGCAUCGAGAGUCACAUCAAGGUUCACACGAUUCAGUCGCCGGACGCGUGCACGCACGAGGUGGCCGUCUAUCCGGGCCAGAAGUACAUGCCACUGGUGGCGCCGGUCGGUCCACCCUCGAAGGAGUACCCGUUUGUGUUGGAUCCGUUUCAGCGUGAGGCGAUCCUGUGCAUCGAAAACAGUCAGUCGGUGCUGGUGUCGGCCCACACGUCCGCCGGUAAAACGGUGGUGGCCGAGUACGCGAUCGCCAAAUCGUUGGCGGACAAGCAGCGCGUCAUCUACACGACCCCCAUCAAGGCACUGUCGAAUCAGAAGUACCGCGAGUUUCACGAGGAAUUCAAAGACGUCGGUCUGGUGACGGGCGACGUGACGAUCAAUCCGACCGCCUCGUGUCUGAUCAUGACGACGGAAAUUCUGCGCAACAUGCUGUACCGCGGGUCGGAGAUUAUGCGCGAGGUCGGAUGGGUGGUCUUCGACGAGAUUCACUAUAUGCGCGACAAGGAGCGGGGCGUCGUUUGGGAGGAAACCCUGAUUCUGCUGCCGGACAACGUGCACUACGUGUUUCUGUCGGCCACCAUCCCGAACGCGCGCCAGUUCGCGGAGUGGGUCUGCAAUCUGCACAAGCAGCCGUGCCACGUGGUGUACACGGACUACCGGCCGACGCCACUGCAGCACUACCUCUUUCCGGCCGGUGGUGACGGUAUUCACCUGGUGGUGGACGAACGGGGCCAGUUUAAGGAGGACAACUUUAACACCGCCAUGAACGUGCUGCAAACGUCGGGCGAAGCGGCCAAGGGCGAUCUGAAGAACAAACGGGGCAGUCUGAAGGCGACGAACGCGACGGGUGAAACGAACAUUUUCAAGAUCGUCAAGAUGAUCAUGGAGCGCAACUUUGCGCCCGUGAUCAUCUUCUCGUUCAGCAAGAAGGAUUGCGAGAUAUUUGCGAUGCAGAUGGCCAAGCUAGACUUUAACUCCACCACCGAGAAGAAGCUGGUGGACGAGGUGUUUAACAACGCGAUGGACGUGCUGACGGAGGAGGACCGACAGCUGCCGCAGGUUGAGAACGUCCUGCCACUGUUACGCCGCGGCAUCGGCAUCCACCACGGUGGGCUGCUGCCGAUUCUGAAGGAAACCAUCGAGAUCUUGUUCGGCGAGGGGCUGAUCAAGGCACUGUUUGCUACGGAAACGUUCGCCAUGGGCCUCAAUAUGCCGGCCCGCACCGUACUGUUUACGGGGCCACGCAAGUUCGAUGGCAAAGACUUCCGGUGGGUCACGUCGGGUGAAUACAUUCAAAUGUCGGGCCGUGCCGGUCGGCGUGGGCUGGAUGACAAGGGUAUCGUGAUACUGAUGAUCGACGAAGCCGUAUCACCGGCGGUUGGCCGCGAGAUCGUGCAGGGCAAACCGGAUCCGAUCAAUUCGGCGUUCCACCUGACGUACAACAUGGUGCUGAACUUGCUGCGCGUCGAAGAGAUCAACCCGGAGUACAUGCUGGAGCGAUCGUUCUUUCAGUUCCAGAACCAAUCGUCGAUCCCGGACAUUUACAAGCGAGUGCAGGAGAAGCAGCGCCAGCUGCAGGCGAUCCACAUUAAGGAGGAGCAGUCGAUCGCUUCGUACCACCACAUUCGCGAGCAGCUCGAUACGCUCGGCAAGCAGUUCCGGGAGUACAUUACGCAACCCAUCUACCUGGUGCCGUUUCUGCAGCCCGGCCGCAUGAUCAAGAUUCAGUCCGAUGUGGGCGAGUUCGAGUGGGGCAUUAUCGUGAACUUCAAGAAGGAGAACGCGGACCAGAAACAGAACCCACUCAAGACGGACCAGCGGGUGGUGAUCGAUGUGCUGCUGCACGUGGCGGACGAUUUCGAGCGGGACGGCAUCCCGAAACCGUGCCCACCGGGAAAGCGCGGAUCGGUGGAGGUCGUGCCGGUGCUGCACAAGCUAGUGUCGCGCAUCAGCUCGCUGCGCGUGUACUACCCGAACGAUCUGCGCCCGGCCGACAACCGCCGAUCGGUGCUGAAGACGAUCGAGGAGGUAAAGAAACGAUUCCCGCAGGGACCACCGUUGCUGAACCCGAUCACCGAUAUGCACAUCAAGGAGAAGGACUUUCAGGGCGUCGUCGAUUUGAUCGACAAGUUUGAGAAGCGUCUUUUUGCGCACCCGCUGCACGAAUCGCCCGAGCUCGGCCGACUGUACGGCCGGUACACGGACAAGCUGGAGCUCGAGAAGGAACUGCGGGCGGAGAAGAAUGCGCUGCGCGAGGCGCAGAGUUUGCUGCACAUGAACGAGCUGAAGCACCGGAAGCGCGUGUUGCGUCGGCUCGGGUACUGCACCACGGCGGACGUGAUCGAGUUCAAGGGGCGGGUCGCGUGUGAACUGAGCUGCGCGGACGAGCUGCUCAUCACGGAAAUGGUGUUCAACGGUACGUUCACCGAGCUCGGUCCGGCCCAGGCCUGUGCGCUGCUCAGCUGCUUCGUGUGCGACGAAAAGAGCAACGAAGCGCCCUCGUCGGCCCAGGAACUUUCGGGCCCACUGCGCCAGAUGCAGGAUCUUGCGCGGCGGAUAGCGAAGGUUUCGAACGAAUGCAAGGUGGACGUGGACGAGGAGCGGUACGUGGAAUCGUUCAAGCCGUACCUGAUGGACGUGGUGCUGGCCUGGUGUAAGGGCGCCUUGUUUUCGGACCUCUGCCGGAUGACGGAAAUUUUCGAGGGCUCCAUCAUUCGCUGCAUGCGCCGGCUGGAGGAACUGCUGCGCCAGAUGGUGCAGGCGUCGAAGACGAUCGGCAACACCGACCUGGAGAACAAGUUCUCCGAAGCGAUCCGGUUGCUGAAGCGCGACAUUGUCUUCGCUGCGUCACUGUACUUGUAGUGCGUUAGCGAAAAGGGCAUUUGUCGGGGAACGAUCGUCAGGGGACCCAU
Molecule: messenger RNA, 3182 nt
Organism: Anopheles cruzii
Lineage: Eukaryota; Metazoa; Arthropoda; Insecta; Diptera; Culicidae
Gene: Mtr4
Product: exosome RNA helicase MTR4
Exons: 3
Coding region: 1-3132 (1043 amino acids)
Biological process (GO): RNA catabolic process; maturation of 5.8S rRNA
Cellular component (GO): nucleus
Molecular function (GO): RNA binding; RNA helicase activity; ATP binding
Source: RefSeq, a predicted model, not a curated record